UUUCGUUAGAUUGGCACUCCUGUUAGUGGCUAUCCUAGCAACAACUGCACAAGGCCGAUAUGGACAUAAUAUUUGUAAAGUCCUCCAUUGUAGUGAAGUAAUAAGUAAUAUUUUCCCUCUUGUCAUGUUUUUGUGUUUAUUGUGAUUUUUUCUAUUCAUCAUGAAUACACCGAAAAGAGUCAAAACGCGUGCUGAAAUGUAUAAUGAUCAUGUCCAGAAUUCAUUAUCUAAUGAAAAUAUAGUUUAUCCAUGGAGUAGAGGUGAAGAAUCUGCAAGUCCCGAAAGCAAUUGCAGUUCUCCUGAAAUAUAUCUCAGAAAUGGUUCGAAUAGAGCCAACAGACGAGGCCGGCCUCGUUCUGAAGUUUUAUCUAAUUUAAUGAUGGAAGGUUCCACAUCGCCUUCAAAUAUAAAAUGUAGCCAUUGUCAUAGAGUGUUUCCUAGAGAAAAAUCUUUGCAAGCGCAUUUGAGAACACAUACGGGUGAGCGGCCAUACCAUUGUGAUUACCCAGGUUGCACAAGGGCAUUUACACAAAGUGGUCAAUUAAAAACACAUCAAAGACUGCAUACAGGUGAAAAGCCAUUUAUAUGCUCAGCUAAUUCUUGUGGGAAAAGAUUUACUCAUGCCAAUAGGCAUUGCCCUGAUCAUCCUAAUGAGACCUUACAAAGAUCUGAUGAUUUUGUAUUACAACCUGUUGCAACUAAUCCUGAGCAAUCUUUAGAAGUUUUACGAUGGCUAGAAAGGUAUAAAUUAGAAAGAGAAGAUAGAACACCAACUAGAAAAACUUGCACAGUCACAAAAAAAUAUCUUGGUACUGAAAAUGAAAAUAUUGGAAUCGGAUGUGCCACACCAAAUAACUCGUUUAAAUUCCGAAAAGAUCUCAUGAGUGAUUUGAAUGCAAGAAAUACUUUAACUUCUCCAUUAUAUAAAAAAGCUAGUGCACCAAAAAUAAUUCAAUGGAACGAUCCAGGAAAUCAGGAUUCAGGCGAUGAACAGAAUUCACCGCCUGUUAGAACUGGAGUUUUAAAUAGCCCUAAGUUUAAUGAGCAACCUAAAAAACGUUGGCUAAGAGAAGCCUGUAGAGAUCAGUCAUUGUGGCAAGAUAAAUUGGAUUUAGCAAAACCUUUACAAUGGGAUAAUAAUGAUUGUGAAACAGUUAUAAAUGCUAAUCAUUUCCGCCCUAGUGUUCUUGUAUUGGCUACAAAAGAAGAGCCUACAACAUCUUCUGCCAAAUUAGAAAGUUGGUCUGAUCCUUAUCCAAUAUCGAUUCUUGGACCCUAAGUAUAUUUAGUAGUUGUGAUUAUAGUUACAAGUUAAGUUUGCUCUAAUUUUUACUUUAUUAUUAUUGCUAAAUUGAUAAACAUAAUGAAUCUUUUGGUAGUCAUUCUACCAUCGUGCUCUCAUUUGAGGGGUUUCAUAUUAUUAAUUUGAUAAUCCAGUGAUGAAAAUUAUGUCAUAAAAAUGAUUGUUUGAAAACAAUAAAAUUGUGGUU
This is a messenger RNA of Ctenocephalides felis (cat flea), 1490 nucleotides long. Its product is annotated as zinc finger protein 600-like. Gene Ontology annotation, molecular function: DNA-binding transcription factor activity, RNA polymerase II-specific; RNA polymerase II cis-regulatory region sequence-specific DNA binding. Bases 161 to 1279 code for a protein of 372 amino acids. Gene Ontology annotation, cellular component: nucleus. The transcript has 3 exons. Gene Ontology annotation, biological process: central nervous system development; regulation of transcription by RNA polymerase II. The record is from RefSeq and is a predicted model, not a curated record. NCBI's taxonomy places the organism in Eukaryota, Metazoa, Arthropoda, Insecta, Siphonaptera, Pulicidae.